Molecule: messenger RNA, 481 nt
Organism: Acanthisitta chloris (rifleman)
Lineage: Eukaryota; Metazoa; Chordata; Aves; Passeriformes; Acanthisittidae
Product: nuclear factor 1 C-type-like
Exons: 6
Biological process (GO): regulation of transcription by RNA polymerase II
Cellular component (GO): nucleus
Molecular function (GO): RNA polymerase II cis-regulatory region sequence-specific DNA binding; DNA-binding transcription factor activity, RNA polymerase II-specific
Source: RefSeq, a predicted model, not a curated record
CCCUUUCCUGGCAUCUGCCAAGACUGUGAAAGAUAAAUGCCGAAGGCCAAAGCGGGGGGAGGAGGACGAGGAGGAGGAUGGAGGAGUGGGAGGAAAUACAUGGCAGAAGUUUGGGAAGGGCUUUGGGAGCAGGCAGCAGAGAGACGCAGAGCAGAGCAGCAGCCCCCGGACAGGCAUCGGCUCGGACCAGGAGGACAGCAAACCCAUCACUCUGGAUUCCACAGACUUCCAGGAAAGCUUCGUCACCUCGGGGGUGUUCAGCGUCACCGAGCUCAUCCAGGUGUCCCGAACGCCGGUGGUGACGGGCACGGGGCCAAACUUCUCCCUGGGGGAGCUGCAGGGCCACCUGGCCUAUGACCUGAACCCCUCCAGCACCGGCAUGAGGAGGACGCUGCCCAGCACCUCCUCCAGUGGGAGCAAACGGCACAAGUCGGGGUCCAUGGAGGAUGACAUCGACACCAGCCCGGGGGGGGAGUACUAC